Messenger RNA from Hirundo rustica (Barn swallow), 471 nucleotides. RefSeq names its product interferon-induced transmembrane protein 5-like. The coding region runs from base 61 to 471 and encodes 136 amino acids. The record is from RefSeq and is a predicted model, not a curated record. The transcript is spliced from 2 exons. Gene Ontology annotation, cellular component: plasma membrane. Lineage: Eukaryota; Metazoa; Chordata; Aves; Passeriformes; Hirundinidae. Gene Ontology annotation, biological process: bone mineralization; bone morphogenesis.
UUCCCAGGUUUAUAUUUAGCCGAGCGGGGAUAUAAAGGCGGCGCCGGCCGCUCUCCCCCGAUGCUGCCGGAGCCGCGGGUGCCCCUCUCCGCGGCCAUGGACACCUCGUACCCGCGGGAGGAGCGGCCCUCCAAGCGGGGCUCGCCCCCCGCCGCCCCCGAGCCCCGCGACCACCUCGUCUGGGCCAUCUUCAACACCCUCUACAUGAACUUCUGCUGCCUGGGCUUCGUGGCGCUCGCCUUCGCCGUCAAGGCUCGGGACCGGAAAGUGUCCGGGGACGUGGAAGCUGCUCGGCACUUCAGCUCCAAGGCGCGGUGCUACAACGCCCUGGCCACGGCGGGCAGCGUGGUGCUGCCACUCCUGCUCGGUGCCCUCAUCGUCACCGGCGUCAUCCACCUCUCCAAGCUGGCCCAGGACUCCGUCGGCUUCUUCACCUACCAGUUCAGCGGGAGCGACGACGAGGACCAGUGA